AUGAAGAGAAGAGGCGCCUUUCAUUCUUUAGAUGGAAGUGUUGUUUCCACGAUAGAAAAAUUACUUUUUUAUGAUCAAUCACUUUAUAUUGGAAGUGUCAAUAGACUACACAAAUAUUCAUCUCAAACUUUGAAACAUGAACAUGAGUUAAAACUAGGACCGUAUCUUGAUAGUCCACAAUGUCGGCCAACAAAACAAUGUCAAUUGCCACAAGAACAACAAGAAUUAACAGAUUAUCAUUUUAAAUUAUUUCAUGUUGUUACAAAAGAAAAUUAUUUACUCAUAUGUGGAACAUUAUAUCAAGGUACAUGUUCAGCAAUAUCACUUGAUACAUUAUCUCUACUGAUUAAUUCAACAAUUCCUGUUGUGGCUAAUGAUCCUGUUAAUAGUAGUGUUAGUGUAAUAGCAGAUGAUAUUUUAUAUGCGGCUGUUACUUACACAAAUUAUGGUUCAUAUCGUUGGUUAAUACCUCAAAUAAGUGGCCGUUCAUUAAAAAAAUCAUCAUCAUUUAUGCAAAUUGUUACGAGUACAAGAGAUAGUGAAAAUCAAGCAGAAUUAUCAAUUAUAAAUAAAGAAGAAUUAUCAUUGAAAUUUAUGCAACGACAUCAACAAAGUUUUAUUGUACAAUAUAUUCAUAGUUUUAUAACGGAUAAAUAUGUUUAUUUACUAUCAGUACAACGACAAGAUAUUAAUAAUGAUCAAAUUGGUACAAAAUUGAUUCGAUUUUGUUUAAAUUCUAUGUCAAUUAUGCAUUCUUAUACAGAAUUGCCAAUUCAAUGUGGUCAAGAUUAUCCAUUACUAAAAUUUGCUCAAACAAUGAAAGCUGGUAAAUUAUUUUCAUCCAUAUUAAAUUCAAAUCAAGAUGAUAUUAUAAUUAUUGGUCAUUUUAAACGUGCAAUAAAUAUUGAUGAUUCGGCUAUGUGUGUAUUUCUUGUACGAGAUAUUGAUAAUUUUAUAUUGGAUAAUUAUCGAUCAUGUUAUGCUGAUGGAAGAUUGAAUAGAGGAUUGGGAUUUAUUAAACAAGAUGAAUUAUGCAGAAAAGAUGAAAUGUGGUCAUCAUCGCUUGAUAAUUUAUGUUCAAUAAGUGACCGAUUACCAUAUCCUGUUGGUGGUCGUACAGCAUUAAAUGGUCGUAUUUUAUGGGAAAAUUCAUCUCCUCUAUCUCAAAAUAUAACGGCUGUACAAUUAUUUCAUAUUCAUGACGGAAAUCAAACUUUAAUUGUACAAGGUUUAUCAAAUGGAACUAUUUUUGUGGGUACAUUGAAUGGGGUGUCAUCGAUCAGCUGGUUUUCCGUGCAGAAUUUAUCCUCAAGUCACAUUCACUCUGAAAUAGCAUUUGACGAACAAACGGCAACAUUUUUUAUUGUAUCAAAUACACAUAUCUAUCGUUUAUCAUUUGAAAAUUGUUCAAAAUCUCGUUCAUGUGACGAAUGUUUAUUAUCGGAAAAUCCAUUUUGUUCAUGGUGUCAACAAAGUGAACAAUGUACAUUACAACGCGAUUGUUCUGGUAUUAUUCGUGAUCGUCAUCAAUGUAUUCAAAUUCUCAAUAUACAACCAUCGAAUGCAUCUGUCGAUCAGAGUCAAUGGAUCAAUUUAACAAUGUCAAAAUUACCAUCAUUAGAACAUCUCGAAGUAUAUCAAUGUUUGUUCGAUUCACAACUAUCAACGAAUGCAAUUAAAUUAGAUCAUAAUAGAUUAUCGUGUCCAACACCUUAUGGAGAAAAAAAUUCGAACAUUAAAAUUCAAAAUGGGUACGAAUCAAUUCGUUUAUCGGUAAUAAAGUCACCAUCGAAUCAAACAAUUGCCACUGUAUCGAAUUUUCAAUUAUACAAUUGUUCCCAGUAUGACUCGUGUUUAAAAUGUCGUCAGAUUAGUAGUUGUCAAUGGUGUUUCUCAACUGAGCGUUGUUCAUCAAUAUGCCCAUCCGAUGAUACUAAAUCAUCGCCACAACAACAACAACAACACCAACAAUGUUCCUUUGCUUCAUCUUUACUUCAAUCUCCAAUUUUCAUAGAAUCAAACAAAAUCUACGACCUUCAAUUAAAAGUGUAUUCAUUACCAACUGGACUACCUUUAUGCCAUCUAAAUAACAUAACCACAACUUUAAGUAGACGUGUAAAUGAGACAUCAAUUAUUUGUCCAUUUGUAACAUUACCAGAAUUAACUUCAAAUGAACAAAUAUUUGAACUAAGUUUAUCAUUAAAUGUCUCGGAUGUCAAUCAUGAUCAACGAACUAUUGGAAUUGCAGUUCAACCACCAGUGCAACUUAUGCUUUACCGUUGUGAUCUUUACGAUACAUGUCAACAAUGUCAUCAACAACCAUCUUGUUCAUGGUGUCAAGGACAUUGCGCAAAAAGUAUAAUGUGUAAUAACAGACGAGAAAUAUGUACAUCAUUAUUCAUUGACGAUAUUCAACCAUUGCAAAUACCUGUUGGUGGAGGAUCGCUUAUAACAAUUACAUUGAAGUCAAAUCAACCAGAACAACAGCAAGUAUUUGUCACCGAGAUAACACUAGUAAAUAUACCAUGUCAAAUAGUGGGAACGGGACCACAACUAGUGAUUCAAUGUCGCAGUGGUUCGUCUAAUGAUUCUCGUCGUGGUUUAGUUGUGUUGCGACUAAAUUCGAACAUUACUCUUGUGUCAAAACAAUCGAUUGCCUAUUAUGAUCCUCAAAUUGUUGAUGUUAAACCGUCGUUGAGUUUUCAAUCAGGUGGUGUAUUGUUGCAUGUCUAUGGUAGUUAUUUGAAUAUUGGUUCCAGUCAAGAUUUAUAUAUCAACGGUGAUAAACUGUGUCCAAUACAAGAGAAAAAUGAACAUUUAUUAACAUGUCUAACACCUCAACUCAAACCAAAUCAAACAUAUUCAAUACAAAUUAAAUUUGAUAAUAGUACUACAACAAUUGUCAAAUACGAUGCAAUCAAAAUUACACCAGAUCCACAGAUCAUUGACAUUGAUCCAACUGUUAGUUUUACAAGUGGUGGUCGGCUUAUUACUGUUCGUGGUAUGUUUUUUUCGUCUGCUCAAUCGAUCAUUGUCGAAUUACGGAUACUAAAUUGGUCGGCAAAGUUGAAGAUUCCUUCGAGUGAUAUUAUCGUUGAUUCAAAUACUAAUAUUGAAUCAUUUCGUUUUCGCACACUCUCAUUACCAAUUUCGACCUUAGUUUUCAACAAUUCGAUUUCAAAUCAAUAUUGGUUUCAAUCAUCGUCGUAUGAAGUUGAUGUUAAUAUUUAUUUUGAUUCAACAGUUGUGUAUAGUCAUAUAAUUUCCUUUACUUAUUUACCUGAUGUUCAACUAAAUAUUUCAUCACAUCCACCUGUUUUACAGUAUACAGGUGAAGAAUUAAAAGUGCAAGUGGAAAAUUUAACUGAUGCUGCUUCUAUAGAUGAUAUUGAAGUUUUAAUUGCUUGUACAGAAUGUCAACUACACAAAUUUACAUCACAUGGUAUCACUUGUCAACCACCAUCGAAACUGCCUACAACAACAACAUUGGUUGUACAAACAAAACGAGAUGUUAAUAAUGAUCGAAAAACAUCAAAUUUGUUAAAUUCUACUAGUGAUUCUUGUUCGUACAAUGGUUCAACUCUUGCACCGAUUCAUCUUCGUAUAGGUUAUCGAGAACAUUUAAUUGGUUAUUUGUCAUAUGUUCCACGAUCGAAAACAUCUACAUUAGCGACAGUUUUAUCUUUAAUCGGUAUAUCUUGUCUUAUCACCAUUCUCCUUCUUAUCAUUGUCAUAUGCCUCUUUCUCAAACUGAGACAACGUCAACAUGGUCAAACUGAACAACAAAAAAAAUCUCAAUUAUGGUCAACAACUACGUCAGCUUCAACAACUGAAACCUCGACCGAUUUAACAACUGUACCCUACUAUCAGGUAUAUGAACAAAUUGGUAACGCUGAUACGAUUUCAAGAGGUGGUCAAGAUAAUUGGACUCGAACAAGCAGUAAUAAGACGCUGUUGUGUCAAUAUCAUCAACAAACGAUACCAACACCAACACCAUCACCCCCAUCGACAAUACCAUUUCUAACAACAAUAGUACUUGAUCAAGAUCAUUUAAAACAAAUAUUGAUACCAACAAAUAUAGAUAGAUAUGAAACUGUUGUGAAUUUACAUCAUCCAAAUCGUAUUGAAUCUUUGCGUAUAUUCUAUUCACUAUUAAAAUCGGAUACAUUUUCAUCGGCAUUCAUUUAUCAAGUCUUACUUAAUAAUUCUUUAUAUAUAGAUUUUAUUCAAUGUUAUUUAUAUGUUAUUCGUUAUGAUCAUCAUCCAUUAGAAUCCUUUUUCUUAAAAAAUACAUCAUUAUCAUCAUCGAUAAAUACCGAUAAUUGUAUUCGUCAUUUAUCAUUAACUUAUUUUUUUUCUACUCUCAUUCAUUCUACGUGUACCGAACUUCAUGACUAUUUUCACAUAUUUGAUGAUUUUAUUCGAAUAUUAAUUGAUUAUUUAGAUUCCUCACCCUGUGAUCAACUAUUAUCUCGUUCAAUGCGUUCAUUAUCUUACAAUACUUUACUUCCAAUUGAUAUUCAAUAUCGCUCAUUACAACUUCAAGUUGACUAUGAUGAUUUGGUUACAUCAAGAAUCAACGUGCCCGUAUUAGAUAUUGAUACAAUCGAUCAAUUACGAUUAAAAAUUGUACGGUAUAUAAACGCUUAUCAACUAGAAUCGAGAAUAAAGCCAAAUGAUAUUGAACUCUAUUUAAAUCAGACCAAUACAUGCACAACAUGCUCGUGCAAUCAAGAAUUACACGGAUCAUCAAAUUCUUAUCCAAUUCCUAUUUUACGAAAUCGUUUAAUUAAUUCAACAACAACAAAUUGUUCGAUUCGAGUAAAAAAACGUCCACUUCAUUACCAUCAUUGUUCAUUACAACAUAAACAACAAUCACAACAACAGAAUCCUUUUAGUGCUAGUUCAUUGUAUCAUUUAUGUCCAGAUUCACUUGUACAAGAUGUUUAUCGUUUAAAACCCGAUGAUAUUAAUGAACGAUUAUUACAAAAUAAAUUACGUUUACAACCGGUGAUUGAUCAUCUAUUUCAAAAAAUUUAUAAAGACUUUUUUCUACUUUCGAAUAAUAAUCAAAUUUAUACAAAAUGGAUGCAGUUUAUGCAUAGAAUAUUUUUAGUUAAAAACAACAAUAUGAAAUCAUGGAAUCAAGCACUAUUUAAAAGGUACAAAAAUUCUUAUUAAUUCAAUCUAUGGUUUAUCUCUGGAUAACGACACCAAUUGCAAUGAUAGUUAUUUUGUGUGAAAGUUUUUUCUUUAAAUCACUCUGUUCGUGAAAAAAGAUACAGUGUGGCUCUAAUGGGUGACCCAUAAAGAAUGUCUCUCUUAGUAUUUUGCUUAUAACUUGCUUUCGAUUUGUUUCCGAGACUCGAUGUUUUUUUUAAAAGAUGCGCUGCGAAAUUCUCUACAAAAUCAUAACUAAACUAUAAUUUCAGAGCUUUAAUCAAGAAAACUAAGCCAAUUAGAUGAAAGUCGAAAAAAAUGUAAACUUUCUAAACUCAAAAUUUUUUUCGACUUGAACUUUUUCUUCUGCUACUAUUUGCGCUUAAAAGUGUAGCAAAAGUGAGAACUCAGUUUAUGUUUGGUACUUUCAAAUGUGCUCCUUCUCGUAGUCUGUAAAAAGCUUUUUUAGAGCAGACGGUGUGCUCG
Didymodactylos carnosus is the source of this 5646-nucleotide messenger RNA. The record is from the annotation of a GenBank genome assembly. NCBI's taxonomy places the organism in Eukaryota, Metazoa, Rotifera, Eurotatoria, Philodinida, Philodinidae.